Messenger RNA from Uloborus diversus, 1158 nucleotides. RefSeq names its product juvenile hormone acid O-methyltransferase-like. The transcript has 5 exons. Bases 124 to 960 code for a protein of 278 amino acids. The record is from RefSeq and is a predicted model, not a curated record. Lineage: Eukaryota; Metazoa; Arthropoda; Arachnida; Araneae; Uloboridae.
CAGUUGGUCGUGGAAGCAAAAGUCGCUUCUACAUCGCUUUCAGUUCGUUGAUAAAUUUUUCUAGCAUUUUUCGUUUUUUGAAUUUGAAUUGUACCCUUUACUCGCACAAAUAUUUUUCAGAAAAUGCUUUCGGACGCAUCAUUAUACAGUAAGCAUCGCAGCCUGCAAAUCUGUAAUACGGAGAUCUUCAUAGCUUCCAUCCUUCCCAAAAUGGACUGGGGCAGGAGUGAGCAGGAGAUAGUCAUGGACGUCGGAUGUGGACCGGGAAAUUCCAUCAACCACUUGUUUCUUCCGAAACUUCCAAAAGCAAACAAAGUGGUUGCAGUUGACGUCCUUCCAGACAUGAUUGAGUUUGCUAAGAAAAAUAAUGCUCAUCCCAAAAUUGAGUACUUUCAAGCGAAUGUGGAAGACAGAUCAUCACUUCUUCAAUGGGAAAAUGGCAUCACAAAAAUCAUCUCCAUAUAUUGUUUCAACUGGCUGAAAGACCAAAAAAAGGCUUUUGAAAAUAUUUACUACGUUUUGAAACCUGGGGGUGAAGCAGCUUUACUUUUCAUACUCACCACUCCAUUUUGGGACAGCUAUAAAGAUCACGUUGAGAAUCCUAAAUGGAACAAUUACUUAAAGGGUGUUGAACCACAUAUCCCCGAGUCACAUUUUAACAAAUAUGGUGCUUCACAUUACAAGAAAAUGCUUGAAAGCAUAGGAUUCAUCGUAAAAGUUUGCGACGACGAAAACAGAAUCCAUGCUUAUCCAAACGAAGAAGAUUGCAAAGUUGCUGCACUGUCAAGAUGCGGUCUAACACAGUACAUUCCAGAAUCAAUGAGAGCGGAAUUCAAGGAAGACGCGUUUCAAGGACUUGUGAAAUAUAACGGCCGAAAUAGCGAAGGCAAGCCAGUUCUGCGCUACACUAAUUUGACUCUUUUGAUUAAAAAACCGGAAGUAAAGGAGUCUUUGUUCUGAAGUCCAAUGUUUUUUAAUGCAGGGGUUCUCGGCCUGGGGACGCGCCAAAUUUGGGAGGCGAAGAGGAAUUUCAAGUUGUCGUGAAUGUAUUCUGCAAAUAAAGUUAAAAAGUAAAACUAACUAUAAUUUAGAUGCAAUAUACCAAACUGGCCGGUUAUCAUCCUGAGACUGCAGUUUUGAUCUUAUUAGAACUCCUCA